Beauveria bassiana ARSEF 2860 is the source of this 2007-nucleotide messenger RNA. Its product is annotated as metalloprotease-like protein. The transcript has 3 exons. The record is from RefSeq and is a predicted model, not a curated record. Lineage: Eukaryota; Fungi; Ascomycota; Sordariomycetes; Hypocreales; Cordycipitaceae. Bases 1 to 2007 code for a protein of 668 amino acids.
AUGGCCGAAAUGGAAAUUGAAGACCUUAAAAAGCAACUCAAGGAAGCUAGGGCGCGAGAGGAGAACGAGCGACGCAAAAACCAGAGGACGACGUUAGCGGAGUACUUGUACAACUGUCACUUCGACCUGUACCAAAAACUCAGGCUCGCUGGUCCAUCGGAGAGCUCUACUGGCUUGGCGACAUCGGUCUACGGUAAAUAUUAUCCCAGGUGGUUUCGCCCUUGGCAUGCCUUUACCGACAGCCAGCGACAGGAACACUUCGACGAUGUCAUCCGCAUCUGCGGCGAGAGGCGUCUUUUUCAACAAGCGAGCACAACAAGAGAUAACGGACUCAAUUUCGAGCGGAAAAAAGCCGGUUACGAGAAUGCUAUCGACCAUUUCGAAAAAACAGCAGUCGAAGACCCUACGUGGAUGAUUCUGGAGCCCGACCUCAACGAAGAUAUUGGAGCUGAAACAAAAACGGGGAGGGGAAAGCAACAACCUGACGGAGGUGGCAUUCGAACAAGCAUAGACGAAAACGAGAGCCCAGCUUUCAUGUAUGAUUACAAGGCUGCGCACAAGUUUGCCGUGGAGGAUCUCGAGGCCGCUCUUGAAAAGGAGACGCUGUUCAUGGAUGUCUACGAGUGGGCGCAGACCGACCAGUACGAAACAGACUCGACGCUUCGAACGAAAGAGCGAGAAGCAGCGCGGAUUGCCAUGGCCCUGAUACAAGUCUUCAAUUAUAUGUUGUGGUAUGGGGUCGGGUAUGGCUAUGUCGCCGCUGGAAAAUCUUUGGUGCUUCUUUAUUACGACCGAGCCGAGCCACUUGUUUUGCGCUGGCACCUUUGCGUGCCAGACAAAAUGGUGAUUCGUCCAACAGCUGAGCUUCAUGUCGAACAAGUGUCUCAGACUGCGGUUGCUCAGCUUGCCAGCUUUUGUCUGUUGAGCCUCCGCUCUCAGGCGCUUACGGGCCGUCCGCUCAAGGAGGCAAUGAAUCAGGCCGAGGGCAUUCUGAAAAAAAUGGAAAAUGGAAGCUUACACGGAACCGAUAAAUCCUUUGCUUGUGAUGAAUCUCCGGUGGCUCGAAAAUACCCUUUGCGAUCGAAGUCAUCGUGCAAGGAUUCUACGGCGCCUCUCGAGUCGCGCGAUGAGGACGAAGAAGGCGGAGCAGAGGGCUAUCAACGCCAGCGCGGAGCAGGAGCCAGCGUCAACAAGGGAGAGAAGGACUCCAGUAGGAAGAGCAAAUACAAAGGCACCGGAGGCUCUGCUCCGGCGCCCACGAAACAAUACUGCACACAAGCCUGCCUUCUUGGCCUCAAGCUGGGUCGUGAACUAGACAGCAGGUGCCCUAAUGUGAUCUAUCACGGUGUUGGCGGCAACACAUACCACCCGAUCGACGCUCAGAAGUUGACUAAACUCAUGAGCGAGCAGCUGCGUCAGGACCCGUACGGGAGCUGUGAUGCCCUCAUCGGCCGGCGCAAAUAUGGUUCCAGUGGAGUGCUGUUCAAGUUAGAACUGGCACGCUUCGGCUACACUUUUGUCGGCAAGGGCACCGUGUCCGCACGUCCGAGGCGCCUGGAGCACGAGUGCAGUAUCUAUCAGCGACUUGAAAAGCUUCAGGGCGACGUGGUGCCUGUGCACCUGGGCAUGGUCUCGCUCCGUCCUGGCUACCUCUUGCCUGGCGGUGCGUACGUGAUCCAUAUGAUGUUGAUGUCAUGGGCUGGGGUGGCGAUGAAUACAACGCUGUCAAAUCUGGAAUGGGAGGUGCAGAGAUCCAUACAAACGAUCUAUGAGCAUGGUGUGAACCACCAAGACGAACGUGAGCCCAACCUGCUCUGGAACGCUGAGCGAUGCCGCGUGAUGGUGAUCGAUUUCGAUCAGGCAACACUCCUACCACCACCUAAACACAAGCGAUUGUCUCAACUUUCUAAGGCGGGAAGGAAACGGAAGGGGGAUGAGUUUAACUAUAACAGCACGAAGCGGGGUGUGCCUGGUGUGCUGAGACGUUCUGUACAAUCUGUACAAUAG